AGAGGCAGGCCAACAGUGCAGCCUUCUCGCCUUCCACACACACACACAUAAACAAACACACAUGCAUUACACACACACAGAGAGACUGAGGCAAGAGGAGGGGAAGAGGCCACAAAUUCAGAAGCAAAGAGCAGCGAGACAGGAUGGAAGCUGAGAAGAGACAGGAUUUAAAGACAAUGGAUGUUAAAUUAAUGUUGUAACUGGAAACGGGAGCUUCAGUUUGAACGGCUUACCAGAGAACUUGAAGAAGAGAGACAGAUUGUGGCCAAUCAACUGGAGCAAUGCAGGUUGGGGGCGGAGUCUCCAGAUGCUCCGAGUGACAGCUCUUCUGAGAAGUCUCUUCUGUGGAGAUCUGCAGGUAUUUUUGUUUUGUUCUAUUCCUGCUUGUUAUUUUUUCUUGUCACCUGUAAAUAAGAGUUAGCAGAACUAUGACAUUUUAGACAGCACUGCAGUCACAUACAUACAGCCCAGAUCACAUAGUCUAGCUUGGAACAAUGACUCUUAGAUGGUUGAGCUGGCUGAUUUUUGUACUCAAGGCUCUCUGAAGCAUUUAGAGGACAUUUGAAUGUAAUUGAGUGUAAAUAUUUUCCUGACCUAUAUUUCUUAUGGUGUCUUAUGGUUUAGUUACAGUAUCCCAAAGCUGCACUAUGUUGGCUAUGUUAUUGUAAGAUAUUAUAUUAUAAUAUUUGGUAUUUUUAAUAACUUUUAACUGUGCCAAGAACUCUUUUACUCUUGACAAACACUUUGUUGUGGGUUCUGGACUUUUUCUUUUUAUUCUGUUCUAAAAAAAGACAUCAGACACUGUGGUCUUAUGAUCCGGUCACCCAACCUAAUGAACAAUAUGCCAUGAAUUAUUCCACUGAACUACAUUUGAAAUCUCAUUUUCUCUCUUCAAAUCCUCACAGGGCAGCUAAAACGGUUUUCUACCCUUUUCUUCAGUUUUAGCUCCUGUUGUCAUCUCUAACUGUGAGAAUGUCUUUAAAGUAUGGAAACACAAUAGACCAGACACCUUAUUUUUCUGUGAAAAUCGGAAAUCAUUUUACAUUAUCUGUCACUGGUUAUUCUUUUGGGUAAAUAAUGAUGGCAUAUUUUAGGUUAAUGCUCCCUCUAAGUGUGUCAAGGGAUGAAGGUAACUGUAUCUUGAUCAUUUUUUUCAAAUACUUAAACCUGCUCACAGUGUGAUAACCAUUUGGUCAUCAGAAUCCUCAGGUGCAGGUGUGUCUAAGCCGUCGGAUGGUUGCUCCUCGCCCACAUUUGGGGUCAGAGGUCAGGGGUUACUUUACUCUCCUGAAUUGGAACAGAUCUCCCUGCGUGAAAGGUCUGCGCCAAACUCGCGCAGCUCUACUCAAAUGAAUUCGUACUCGGAUAGUGGAUACCAGGAGGUGAGUGGUUACUAUAGUAACACCGUGACGCCCAGACGAUCGGAAGGGAGGUCCCAGUCGACAAGCUCCGCCCCCACUGGAAGCCCCACCCUCGCCAUGAGUUCUAGGGCUGAAGGACAGGCCUCAGCACAGGUGGCCAGCAGUGUCCGUGUCAUGAGGCGAGUCUGUUCUGUUCCCUCUCGUGCCCCAUCCCCACUCUACACCUCAUCCCCGCCUGCGUCUCGCCAGCCUCUGCGAACAUCCCUCGGAAGCCCCUAUGGCUCACCUAUAGUCUCAGAGCCCCGUCCUUUACCUAGUAUAUUUCCUGGCACCACCUUGCCUCCGGCCUCCAGCCAUGCUCCCGAGCCAGUGCACUCCAGCUACUUGGGACGGCAUGGAAAUGGGAUGGGGUCAGAAUCUGGAUCACCAACGCUCCUGCGGGCCGGUAUGACUGCUCAGCCUCAGCAGUACGGGACCCUGGGGAAGCACGAUACACAUGCAUAUGACAGCACUCACUCUUCCUUUGGGUCUCGGGCCUAUGACAUCUUUGAGAGGAUGGUCCUUUCAAGACCGGAUAGCCUUACAGGCUUGCAAACCUCUUAUAGUCAGAACAGCCAGUUGGGCCAAGACACCCGCUCCCCUGACUGCCACGUCACGCCACUCUAUGAAGACAGAACCUUCCAGAACCCUCUGUACCAGAGCCCCACGCACGGCUCCCAGAGCGCUAGCUCCAGAAACAAUACAGGGUUUGGUACUUUACAAAGGACCACUAGUCAGUGUAGCACUCUGAGGUACCAGCGAGGGUUGUUCUCAAUGGGCUCCAUGGCAACGCACUCUGACACCUAUCGUCCUGCGCAUUACCGCCAAUCCGACCCGAACUACACCAGACAUGCAGCUGCCGUCGACAACGCCGUCACGCGCUCGCCUUCCAUAGACAGUGUUCACAAAGAUCCCAGGGAGUUUGCCUGGAGAGACCCCGAGCUGCCAGAGGUAAUCCGAAUGCUGCAGCAUCACUUCCCUUCUGUCCAGGCCAAUGCUGCAGCGUAUAUACAGCACCUCUGCUACGGAGACAACCGCAUAAAGGCAGAGGUGUGUCGACUGGGGGGGAUCCGACACCUGGUGGAUCUGCUUGACCACAAAACCCUGGAAGUACAGCGGAAUGCUUGUGGAGCUCUGCGGAACCUAGUGUACGGAAAAGCCACCGACGAUAAUAAAGUGUGUGUGAGGAAUUCCGGUGGAAUCCCAGCUUUGGUUCGUCUGUUGAGAAAAACUCCAGACACUGAAGUGCGAGAGCUCGUAACCGGAGUGUUGUGGAACCUGUCGUCAUGUGACUCCGUGAAGAUGACGAUCGCUCGGGACGCUCUCGGACCACUUACUAACACGGUCAUUAUCCCUCACUCCGGCUGGGGUGCGGCCCCUCAGCGAGAGGACCAGAAACUCAAACUGCACUCAUCUUUGGUCCUGAGGAACACCACCGGCUGCCUCAGGAACCUGAGCUCAGCUGGAGAAGAGGCCAGAAGGCAGAUGCGGUGCUGUGAAGGGCUGAUAGAUUCCCUUCUCUAUAUAAUCAAAACCUGUGUAAACACCUCUGAUUAUGACAGCAAGAUUGUAGAAAACUGUGUGUGUACUUUGAGGAACCUGUCAUACCGUCUUGAACUGGAGAUGCCUCCGUCUCGGCUGAUGGGAACCCAGGAUCUGGACAUGCUCCUGGGCCCUGACUCCUCCAGUAAACAGGCCGACUACAGCUGCUGGGGGCUCAGAAAGAAGAAGAAGAAGAGGUCCUGGCAGGAUCAGCAGUGGGAUGGUGUGGGGCCUAUUCCAGGAUUUUCUGGAAGUCCAAAGGGGGCAGAGAUGCUGUGGCAUCCAUCUGUGGUAAAACCUUACCUCACUCUGCUGGCAGAGAGCUCAAACCCAGCCACGCUGGAAGGAGCAGCUGGGUCUCUGCAGAAUCUCUCCGCCGGAACCUGGAGGUUUGCGGCCUACAUCCGUGCUGCUGUACGUAAAGAGAAGGGUUUGCCCAUACUGGUGGAGCUACUGAGAAUGGAUAAUGACAGGGUGGUCUGCUCUGUGGCCACUGCUCUACGGAACAUGGCUCUGGACGCCAGGAACAAGGAGCUCAUUGGAAAAUACGCCAUGCGGGACCUAGUGACCCGUCUCCCUGGCAAUGGGCCGUCCCUGCUGUCAGAUGAGACGGUGGCGGCGGUCUGCUGCGCGUUGCACGAGGUCACCAGCAGGAAUAUGGAGAACGCCCGUGCUCUCGCCCAGACGGGCGGCAUCGACAAACUGGUCAUAAUCAGCAGAGGACGUGGGGAGAGGUACUCCAUGAAGGUGGUCAAGGCAGCAGCUCAGGUGCUCAACACUCUGUGGCAGUACAGAGAUCUGCGUACCUUCUACAAAAAGGAUGGAUGGAACCAGAACCACUUCAUCACCCCAGUGUCAACACUGGAACGAGACCGCUACCGUUCCCAACCUACUCUGCCAACCAGCAACGUGCAGAUGUCACCUGUUAUCCAAUCAGGAGGUAGUGCCACCUCUUCCCCUGCCAUGUUGGGUAUAAGAGGUCAUCGUUUAAAUCAGCGGAGGACCCAGUCAUCUAUGCAACUUCAUAAUUAUUAUGGAGACGCCAACAGAAACACAAGUCAGUAUACAGGGUCUGGAAAGCAGUCUGCCUAUUUUAUCAGUUCCUAUCCGUCUCCUUCAACCGAGGAGUCCCGCAGAUCACAGCAUGGCCGGCUCUACUACCCAGAGGAGGGUAAUCAAAGCACCUAUGACACUUUUGGAAUGUACAUGUCGUCUCCGAUGGGCUACGAGGAUCCGUAUCUGGACGAGCCGGUGCAUUAUCCUGUAGUGAGCGAGAGGCAGGUGCUCAAACCCAAUACCAACUAUGUGGACUUCUACUCCACCACACGCAGGCCUUCAUACAGAACUCAGCCCUACCCGGCCUCACCUGACUCAUGGGUGUAGGCAUGUGUGCGUAUUCGUCCAUGUAACGUGUAGCCAUAGAUAGAAUAUUGCAAAGAGGUGUUACUCCUUAAGACAAAUCUGGGUCAGUGGAUUCCAAGAGUGUUAUAUGGACAAGCUGUUGCAUAUGAAGUGACUGGUUCAUUAUCAUUCGACAAAUUGAAUUUGUUUUGUGUGCGCAAACAAGCCUGUGCAGUGACAUUCAUUUUUUCAUUUGGAUGUUUGCGCGUAUGUGCGCUUGAGUGGAAGUGUGUGUGUGUGUACAUAAAUGACAGAUUAAAUGCUCAAUUAAAUUAACUUGAAUUAGUUUGACCUGGGAUUGAGUGUGAGCCAAAGACUUUAAUUUUCAGUAUCUGCUGUUUUUAAACAGUGAAGCGUGUUUAAAGUCUGAUUUACUGACAACUUGAACCAUCUUUUUAUGAUUUGAAUUUUCAUAUGUUUUUUUUUCGUGGCAUGUUAUUAUAGUCACCUCAGAUUUUGAGCCAAAUGAAAAGGUGUAACUAAAUUACAUAUCGGCUGAAAUAAAGAAAUAAUAGCAGUGUAAAAAAAAAAAAAGAAACCCUAAUAAUAAUGUUCUGUGCAAUGGAAAACAAAAACGUCAUUUUGUCUGGUCUCAUUGCUGUAACCUACUUAAUGUAAAGAUUAAUGUAUGUUCCAUGGAGUCUUGUACAACUACGUCAGUUUAGUGUACAACCGUGAUCUGUGCUACUAAGCACAAAAAACUGUGCCAUGAUAAAUCGCUGUGUAGAACUGUGUGUAUAUGUAAAAGACCUUCUGGAAGCAAAAGUUAUUACUAUCAGAAUAUUUAGAUGUAAUAAAGAUAUCAUUUGUUUUUAUAUAUA
Molecule: messenger RNA, 5164 nt
Organism: Carassius carassius (crucian carp)
Lineage: Eukaryota; Metazoa; Chordata; Actinopteri; Cypriniformes; Cyprinidae
Product: plakophilin-4-like
Exons: 20
Coding region: 1350-4325 (991 amino acids)
Biological process (GO): cell-cell junction assembly; cell-cell adhesion
Cellular component (GO): plasma membrane; adherens junction; cytoplasm
Molecular function (GO): cadherin binding
Source: RefSeq, a predicted model, not a curated record